Molecule: messenger RNA, 1247 nt
Organism: Pseudovirgaria hyperparasitica
Lineage: Eukaryota; Fungi; Ascomycota; Dothideomycetes; Acrospermales; Acrospermaceae
Exons: 3
Coding region: 1-975 (324 amino acids)
Molecular function (GO): oxidoreductase activity
Source: RefSeq, a predicted model, not a curated record
AUGGCAACCCCGCGCAAGAUACAGAAACUGAUUUAUGGUCGCGACAAGCUUGACUAUGAAUCGGCGCAGAAAGCGUCAGAAGUGCUACAGAAAAAUCACGAUUGUUACAAUAUCUUUUCCAACAAAUCAGCUUUGCAUGUAGACCACCAUUCCACAGCUGUUUCAGAUCCUAAAUUCCCAGCUCUAAUUCCUUGCAGAACCAUAUUGUUCCCACCUCCUGACUGUAUACGCUCUCGGAUCGCCACCAAACCAAAUACAACGCUCAUUGGAUCGGAAUGCACUCUACCAGCUUUCACAUCCUAUCUGGGCAUUAAGGACCACUACGUCAACUAUCUUGAAUUGUUUACGCUCGAGCUCGAACAUAAAGGUCUUGCUGCUGUGAUGAACGAAUACCUCUUCGCUGGCACACCGAAAGCAGACGAUAUGCUAGUGCGCCUGUACACUGGCUUCUUACACCCCUUCAUUCACCUCGGCUUUGGGCUAGAAUUCGCGCAACCUGCCAUUGUUGCAAAAGCUCUCGCCCUGACGGCGCCUGGAAAACAACUGGAAUGCAUUCGUACAGAAAUGCUCUAUAACACCACCCUCACUUCAUUCGUACAAUGGAACGACAAAAACAAGAUCCGCGAUGGCAUUCUGGCACGUGCAUCAACCGAUAUGAUUUCUCUCGCCGCACAAUACAUCGUACGGUCCAUGUUGUCCCUUCCGUUGAAAACAGCUGAGAUGAUGAAUUUCGCGGCUUUCUUCACUGCAGCAGCCCAACCACCCCCAUACGAACCUAGAAUUGAUAUAUUCUACAUGAAUAGCAUCAACAGUGCCAUCUUCUUCCCUAAAAUCAUGGAGGUGGAGUAUAUCCCGGAUGCGGCGAAGAUUCGCCUGUUAGAGUGGAAGGCACGGACAGAUCUGACGCUGUAUGGUUCAUGCGGGUUUCUAGAGCUCAGGAUCGAAGAAGUAGUAGGGUUUACCCCGGGCGCCUAGGAGGUUGACCCAGGGUGGUAUGAGUGGAUGGAUGCGGUGAACAGAAUGCCUAGCGAUGACGGACAUGCAGCAAAGUUAGUAAGGGCGAUCGUGGUGGCGAAGGAGGCAUCUCGUAAGGCUACAGGAGAGAAGACCGCGAACGGACCAUUGCCGGAACAGGGCUUCUGUAUGGAUGAGAUGGCAUUUAUUAAGAUGGUGCAGAUGGUUGUGUAUAGUCUGCAGUUACCAGGGAGUAAGUGGAUAUGGAAUGUUGGGUUCGAGGAAGCGUGGAG